Hansenula anomala is the source of this 3129-nucleotide messenger RNA. It is a transcript of the gene SDD3, whose product is annotated as Sdd3p. NCBI's taxonomy places the organism in Eukaryota, Fungi, Ascomycota, Saccharomycetes, Phaffomycetales, Wickerhamomycetaceae. The record is from RefSeq and is a predicted model, not a curated record. Gene Ontology annotation, molecular function: metal ion binding. The coding region runs from base 1 to 3129 and encodes 1042 amino acids. The transcript has a single exon.
AUGACUGGCUCAAACUUUGAAUUGUUGACAUCGUUUGAUGUUGAAUAUGCUCCUUCAACCAUCAAGAAAUGGAGAUCCAAAAGAACUGGUCUUCAAGCGGUUUUGAUCGACAAGGAAUCACCUAUAGUUAAUGGGUUCUUUGCCGUUGCAACUGAAGUUGAAGAUGAUAGUGGUACACCUCAUACUUUGGAACAUUUAGUAUUCAUGGGUUCCAAGAAAUAUCCUUAUAAAGGUCUACUUGAUACUUUGGGUAACAUUGCAUUCUCUUCAACUAAUGCUUGGACUGCUACAGAUCAGACUGUUUACACUUUAACCACUGCUGGUUGGGAAUGUUUUAAACUAUUACUACCAAUUUAUCUUGAUCAUAUCUUGAAUCCAACUUUAACUGAUGAAGCAUGCUACACAGAGGUUUAUCACGUUGAUGGUGAAGGUAAGGAAAAAGGUGUUGUGUUUUCGGAAAUGCAAGGUAUUCAAAAUCAACCUUGGUUUUUAUCAGCUUUGAAUUCAUCAAGAGCUUUAUAUCAUGAAAAAUCCGGUUAUUCUUCUGAAACUGGUGGUUUAAUGGAAAACUUGAGAAAAUUAUCAAAUGACACAAUUAGAAAAUUCCAUCAAUCAUCGUACAGACCAAAUAACUUGUGUAUUAUAUUGAGUGGUACAGUUGAAGAAGAUGAAUUUUUGAAAACUUUGGAUGAGUUUGAUAGUGAACUUCCUGAAUUAGGAAAUGACAACUAUAGACCAUUUGUUGACUCAAAGUACCCAAUUGUUCCUUUGGAUAAAGAGGUUGUUAAGAAUAUUGAAUUCCCAGAUAAAGAUGAAUCUCAUGGUGAAUUGAGUAUCAGUUGGGUUGGUCCUAAAAAUGAAGAAUAUGAACAAGAUCUUGCUAUCACAUUGUUAUUAGAAUAUUUAUCCGAGUCUCCAGUUGCCCUUUUGACCAAAAACCUUGUUGAGAUUGAUGAUCCAUUUGCAAGUGAAAUUGAAUACAACACAGACGAUUAUACUCGUAUCAUUCCAUAUAUUAAAUUGAAUGAUGUUCCAACUGAGAAAUUAGAGCAAGCUAAAGACAAAGUUUUUCAAUUAUUAAAGGAGCAUGCCACCAUUGAGAACUUCGAUCUUCCAAGAAUUAAAGAGAUUGUUGAAAACUCAAAACAUAAAUUAAUCUUUGCAACAGAAAAAUCUGAAGAUAUUUUAAUUGACUACACUGUUACAAAUUUCUUAUACUCUGAUGUUGAGUCUUUGACAAAAAACUUGAAAACUAUGCAUGAUUAUGAAACUAUUUCUAAAUGGACUAUUGAACAAUGGGUUGAACUUUUCCAAAAAUAUUUAAUCAAUAACCAUGCUGCUGUUGUCAUUGCUAAACCUUCAAAACAACUUUAUAAGCAAGUCAAAGAUGAAGGUAAAAAAAUGAUUGAAGAUAGAUUAGCUGAUCUUGGUGAUGAAGGCUUGAGAAAAUUGAAAGGGAAAUUAGAUGAGGCACAAGCGAAAAAUGACGCUCCUAUCCCAGAAAAUAUUUUAAACAGUUUCCCAAAACCAGAUCCAUCUAAAAUCAAAUUCAUCAAGACAACAUCUGCUGCUAUCGGAUUGAACAAAGAUUAUGAAAAUGAUUUAUCAAAUGAAACCGUUUCAAGACUUGUUGAGGAUACACCAAAAGAUUUCCCAUUAUACAUCAAUGUUGAACAGUUCAAAUCUCAAUUUAUUUCCAUUGAUAUAUUAAUGUCUUCUUUUGAGAUUCCAGUUGAAUUAUUACCAUAUUUUGAUUUAUUUUCAGAAUUAUUUUCUCUUCCUUUAGAGAUUGGUGGUGAAAGAAUACCAUAUGAACAAGUUAUCAAAGACCUUCAAAAUGAUACUGUUGAGCAUUCAUUCUACACUGCUUACAAUAAUCAGUUUACAGAGUUUGUCAAUGCUAAGAUUCAAGUUAAAAAAGCCAAUUAUACGAAAGCUAUUGAUUGGUUUAAGAAAAUUUUCUUCAACACUAAAUUUGAUGAAAAUAGAAUAAAAGUCACAGUUGAUAAAAUUUUAAACGGGUUACCUUCAACUAAGAGAAGUGGAUUAUCAAUGUUGAGUUCAAUCACAUCAAGAAAUUGUUUUACUGAAAGAUCAAUUAAACAUUCCAAGGAUUCAUUAUACACUGAGAAUUUCUUUAGAAAUUUAUCUAAAAAACUAGAGGAUGGUGGUUAUAAAGAAAUUGAACAAGAUUUAGAAACCAUUCGCUCCAAGUUAUUCAAAACUAACAAUUUCAGAAUUGUUAUAAGUGGUGACCUUUCAGAUAUUGAACACCCAAUCAAGGCUUGGGAACAUUUUAUUGAAGGUCAAGAUUUAGCUAAUGAUUCUCUUAUUUCAGUUCCUCGCUCUUUUGAUGUUCGUACAGAGUUGGGUGAAUCACUAUCCAAAAAGGUUAAAAUCAUUACAGCACCAGCUUCUGAAUCCACAUUUUUAUUGGCCUCAACUAAAGCACCAACAGAUUAUCAUAAUGAAGAUGCUGCUGCAAUUUCACUUGCUGCAUCUUAUCUACAAGCUGUUGAAGGUCCAUUCUGGAGAGGUAUUAGAGGUACUGGUUUAGCCUACGGUGCCAAUGUCUCUAGAAGUGUUGAAACUGGUCAAUUAUCAUUUGAUAUUUAUAGAGGUGCUGACGCUAUUGGUGCCUUUAAUGUUGCAUCAAAAAUUGUUAAUGAUUUGGCUAGUGGUGCUACAAAGUUGGAUAAGACACUUGUUGAAGGUGCUGUUAGUAGUUUGGUUAAUUCAAUUGCUUCAUCAGAAUCUAAUUAUUAUAAUGCGGCUGCUUCUAAAUAUUUGGAUAAUGUUUUGAAAAAAAGAGGACCAGAUUUCAACACCAAAUUUAUCAGAAAAUUAUCACAAAUUACUGAAGAUGAUUUAAUCAGAGUCUUGAACAAAUAUUAUGUUCCAUUGUUUGACUCUAAAACUUCAGUUAUUUUUGUUUGUGCACAUCCUUCAAAAUCUGAGGAGUUGAAUAAAUUUUUCAGUGGCUUGGGAUAUGAAGUUUCAGUUGAAGAGGUUCCUUCAAGUAAUAGUGAAGAUGGAGAUGAAGAAGGUAGUGAAUUUGAUUCAGAAGAAUACACUGAAGAAAGUGGAAGUGACAGCGAAGAAGAAGAGACUGAUUCUGAUGAUGAAUAG